AUGGCUUCAGAAAACUGCACAGCACCAACCACAUUCAUUCUGUCUGGAUUGACAGACAAUCCAAGGCUGCAGAUGCCUCUCCUCGUGGUGUUUUUAGCCAUCUACAUCACCACUUUGAUGACAAAUCUGGGUCUCACUGCAUUAAUCAGCAUAGACAUCCAGCUUCAAACACCAAUGUAUAUUUUCCUGCAAAAUCUAUCAUUCACAGAUGCUGCUUAUUCUACAGUCAUCACUCCCAAAAUGUUGGCCACGUUUUUGGAAGAAACAAAAACAAUUUCAUAUGGAGGUUGCAUUCUGCAGUACUUUAGCUUUGUUUUGUUGUCAAUCUCAGAGUGCCUGCUGCUAGCUGUGAUGGCAUAUGACCGGUAUGUGGCCAUCUGUAAACCUCUGCUUUAUACUGUCAUCAUGACCAAGGCAGUCUGGCUGAGGCUGGUGAAAGGUUUGUACUUCUUGGCCUUCCUCAACUCUCUGAUGCACACCAGUGGCUUGCUAAAACUAUCCUUUUGCUCUUCAAAUGUGCUAAACCAUUUCUUCUGUGAUAUCAGCCCACUCUUCCUGAUUUCUUCUUCCAGUACCGCUCUCAAUGAGCUGCUGGUUUUCAUUUUUGGCAGCUUGUUUAUGGUGAUCAAUAUAAUUUCCACCCUUAUCUCAUAUAUUUUCAUUAUUCUGACUGUGCUGAGGAUCCGCUCAGAUGAUGGCGGGAAGAAAAUCUUCCACACCUGUGCCUCUCACCUGACAGUCAUCACCAUUUUCUUUGGAGCCCUUACUUUUAGCUACAUCCAGCCCAGCUCCAGCUACUCAGUGGAGCAGGAGAAAAUCUCAGCAGUCUUCUACACGCUCUUGGUCCCCAUGCUGAACCCCUUGAUCUACAGCUUGAGAAACAGGAAAGUGAGGAGCAGCUUCAGAAGGACAUUUAGGGUGAGAGAGCUUUUCCACUAAUCACUGCAAGCACCUUGCAAAAUGCAAAGACAAAGCUGAGAGAAAGGACUUUGGGGUCAUGGCUCUAAAUCUCAAAAUUGAAUAGGAACAUGUAAAUGGUAUGCAUAGUGUUAUCACAUAUACUGUUCUUUUGUGGCAUGCCAAUGCCAUUCAACUAAAGCUGUUGUUUCAUAUUGUGUUGUCAUUCAUACUGUAAAUUGAAAUGAAUGUGUUAAAAUGGUCACAAGCCCCUUGUAAAAUAAUUGCUAUUAAAAAGUUGUUUGUGUACAUCUCAACUUUUUGUGGAAAGCUUAAUGGCUUUCAUAGGAAUAGAUGAAAGUGCAUUGUGUUGAAGGAGGUCUCAUCCAUGCAUUGAAGUGUUCUACCUUCAUGUGAGAAUCUAGCCAAUGUUAUCUGCCAACGUUAUUAGCAGACUACAGGAAUUGCUGUGCAAUGAGGCAUGCUGGCCAGAGAGAACACUCAGUUUGAACAAACGUGCACAGAAACAUUUAUUUCAGAUGCUUCUGCUGAGUUCCAGCUCAGUCCCUGGAACACCGGUCACACUUUGAGAACGAGCACAUUGUGAGCUCCCACCCGAGGGGACACUCGCCUGCUUCUUAAGGCUAGUGCUUUCUUACGUUUCUUGUGGGUUUGUUUUUUAUUUCCCACCCCACAAAUCUGUACAGUAAGCUGCUAGGACGUCAUGGAACAGAAUCAGCCGCCCCCCACAGGAGGCCAGCCUCUCAGCGCCGUUCCGACGGGAGCUGCAGCUUCCCUGCCGCCCUGUUCCCCGGCAGCAGCCACCGUGGAACUACACCCCCAGCAUGCCUCGCGCCCCGCUCUGCACUUUGGGAGCGGACCUGUUGCCGCGGAGCA
Messenger RNA from Meleagris gallopavo (turkey), 1794 nucleotides. RefSeq names its product olfactory receptor-like protein COR4. Gene Ontology annotation, cellular component: membrane. The record is from RefSeq and is a predicted model, not a curated record. Gene Ontology annotation, biological process: G protein-coupled receptor signaling pathway. Lineage: Eukaryota; Metazoa; Chordata; Aves; Galliformes; Phasianidae. Gene Ontology annotation, molecular function: olfactory receptor activity; G protein-coupled receptor activity.